AUGUUUUACAAACCUGGAGUCGAUGAUCACGGGCUUCCCUAUGACCCAUUCAAGCAGGCAUGCGUAGUACCAAGAGCCAUUGGAUGGAUUUCAACUGUGUCAUCGAAAGGCGACCAAAACUUGGCGCCGUACAGUCAAUUCACCAAUGUCACUUUUGACCCACCCAUGGUGAUGUUUAGCGCAAACCAAACUCUGAGCGCAAAUCCAGAGCGCAAGGACACCGUGGAAAACAUUGAGCAAACGCGCGUGUUUUGUUGGCAGCUGUGCACGUACGAUUUACGAGAAAGCGUCAACAUCUCGGCAGAAGCAGUGGGCCCUGAGGUGGAUGAGUUCGAGCGGGCUGGGCUGGCAAAGACCUGGUCAACGAGCUUGAAUACGCCAGUGCCAAUGGUGGCCGAUUCUCCGGUUCGGUUCGAGUGCGAAUACGUCCAGACCGUCCGGCUUCCCGGGAAGCCCCCAUUAGGCACUGUGGAUGUUGUCUUUGGGAAAGUCGUAGGGGUUCACAUCGAUGAACGUAUCUUGACAAACGGGAAAAUCGACGUGAGGAAGACGAACCCCAUUGCCCGUCUUGGAUACUUCGAGUACGCCGUCGUCAGAGACUCUUUUGAGAUGGUAGUUCCUGGUGAUAAGCGUCUCCUUAUUGGGCUCGAAGGCAACGCGUCCAGGCACAGGGAUGAAUUGGCUAAAGAGGAGGAAACGAAAUAG
Colletotrichum truncatum is the source of this 705-nucleotide messenger RNA. Its product is annotated as flavoprotein oxygenase. Gene Ontology annotation, molecular function: FMN binding. The record is from RefSeq and is a predicted model, not a curated record. Lineage: Eukaryota; Fungi; Ascomycota; Sordariomycetes; Glomerellales; Glomerellaceae.